Molecule: messenger RNA, 1203 nt
Organism: Amyelois transitella
Lineage: Eukaryota; Metazoa; Arthropoda; Insecta; Lepidoptera; Pyralidae
Exons: 6
Coding region: 111-854 (247 amino acids)
Source: RefSeq, a predicted model, not a curated record
UUGAAAUGGGUUUGAUAAAUAAUUGUUAUUUGUUUUGUUUUUACUAAAAUAAUGACUAACAAUUUUAAUUAUUGUAACUGAAUUAUGGUAGAAAUGUAAUUGAACACGACAUGUCUGAUUUGCUUGAUUCGGAAAACAUAGACAACGGCCGUAUGACUCGGCCAAGCCUAGCGCAACUAAAAGCGGUAGUUGAAUUUAUGGAAAAAUAUCCAGACCUCGCAUACAGAAAGUUGCGGUAUGGAGUAAGCCAACAAAAAUUCAAGAAACGUUGGAUAGAGCUGUCCAAUAUUGCAAACUCAAUUGAUGGAGCUAUCAAAUCCACCAAAGGCUGGAUAAAGUUUUGGUCAGAUAAAAGGAGAAGUAUUAUGUUAAAACAAAAGCAGAUAGAAAAAGGAAAAUUGGGAGGAUCCCUUUCAGCAUUGGAGCAGAAAAUUAUAGACUUAAGUGAAGGAAAACCAGCCACAGGAAGAAAAAAGAGAGGUGUCAAAGAAGAGCCAUGCAAUGGAGAUGAUGACCAUGAUUCUCUGGAUGACAUUUUUGACAAAAAUAAUGAUGAAUUAGACCAUAUGUUUUCCAGUGAGUCUGAUGAAAGGCAACUAGGUAUAAUGGAAAAAUUGGUUGAUGUUAUGGGUCAGCAGGCAACCGCCAUGUCGCAAGUGGCACAAGCCUCGCUUGACAAUUCUAAGUCCCUUGAACGACUUGCGGACGCGGCACAUGUUCAAGCACUAGCCGUAAAUCGGCUUGCGAGCACCUUCGAAACAAUCAGCUCUUCGGUACAUGAUGUGAGAAAUGCUCUCAUGGGCAUCGACUACACUAUGAAAAGGUGUUACGGUCCAACAGCUGCAGAACUUUAGUUUUGUACAUUUCAGUCGUGCAAAACCUAUUUGAAAACCUACUCGUGAACUGGAGGGUUUUAGAUACUUAAAAAAAGUUAUAAGAAACUAAGUAAGCAAAAUACCAUCACAAAAUGCGAAUUGUAUUAAACCAGAAAAUAUUGGUCUCAAGAAAUUAAUCUCAAUGAUUUUUUAAAAUAAUGUUUAUUAAAGUGGUAGGUAUGUAGGUACUUAUCCCACCUGUACGUAUGUUUAGAAUCAGACGUAAUUUUAUCAUUGUAUUAUUUUAACUUUAGGAAGGUAUUAAUUAUUUUUAUUGUCUGUAUGUAUAUAGUGUAAGUUAAAUAUUAUAUGACAAUUUUAUAUUUCA